Messenger RNA from Sparassis crispa, 2160 nucleotides. RefSeq lists its product as hypothetical. The transcript has 7 exons. The record is from RefSeq and is a predicted model, not a curated record. Gene Ontology annotation, molecular function: DNA binding. The coding region runs from base 1 to 2160 and encodes 719 amino acids. Gene Ontology annotation, biological process: DNA integration; DNA recombination. NCBI's taxonomy places the organism in Eukaryota, Fungi, Basidiomycota, Agaricomycetes, Polyporales, Sparassidaceae.
AUGGGGAGGACCAAGGCCUCGAAGGCGGUAAUCGCAGGUACGAAGGCGACACCACCAAAGCAGAGACGUUCUAAGAAAGCAUCCACGGCUGUGGUGAGGAGUCUCGACACUCUCCAAGAGACAAAGGAAGCUGGAAAAAGACAGUUCAAGCAUGCUCAGAGCACCCGCAGGAACUACGAUGGAACGGUCACUCGCAUGCGAAAAUGGGCAGCCGAGUACGGGCCAUCGGAAGGCCAGGACGUCGACAUAUCACACGUGCAGGCAGUCAGGGAUUCGGCCGAAGGUGCAGUCGGUGUCGACCCGGAAUUCAGGCUGGCGUUCACUGGCCACCUGAAGAAGUGCUCGGGAGAUGCACUGGCACUGUACAUCACUUUCAAGUGCCUUCAUGAAGGACUGGGCACGUCGACUGCCACCAGGGCACAUGCUGCUAUCAAGAAAUAUUGGGAGGAACUUGAUGGCGAUGUCUAUCGAGGAAGAUGGCACUUUGACGAACACGCUCAGCGCUGGGCUGGCAAUCCGGUAAUGUGCGCCGAAGUGCAAAAUAUACUCGAUGCGGUCAAUAACAAAUAUGGUGCGGAUGGUGGUGAGCGAACUCACUCGGCGGCGAUGCAAUAUGAGUAUCUCGACCAGGUUAUCAAGUGGUCUGAGAGUGUGUGUCCAGAGAUCAGUGUGCACAUACCACCCGUGGACGUGGAGAGCCGGCACGUCACAACCAAGCACCUGUUGUUCAGGGCAUUUGCAACUACGGGAUGGACAAUCUGGUCGAGAAACUUUGAGACAGUGGCCUUGAAGUGCAAACACUACAUCCUGAAUGCGCAGGGCCCCAAUUCAUCCAGCAAACCAUUCUUCAAGUUGGAGCUCGUUGACCGGAAGGGCUGGCGGAGAAAGAAUCUGAAGGAUAGAAGCGGGUCCGUCGAACAUGACCUCCAGGGCAACACUUAUCACAUCUAUGACCAGCCCACGCUUCCAUCCGCAAAUGCAUACCGUCAUCUCCCCGCUUGGAUCCAGUACCUGGAGGCCUUUCAUUAUGGCCGGCCGCUACAUGAUGACGACUACCUGUUUCCGACUAUCAGCACAAAUGGCAUGAUUCAGCCUCACCUGCCAGUCUCGCACGAUACGAUUCAGCAGUGGCUGAAUGAGUUUACAAAGGAAGCCGGUGUAGCCCAGCUGGUCCGCGGUGAGUUCACGACACACUGCUUCCGACAUGGUGGUACACAGUAUCGCUUCAUGUUUGCUGCGCCGGGUGAUCGCUGGACCCUGGCAAGGGUACGGUGGUGGGGCAGAUGGGCGAAAGGGGAGCAUUGCGAUAUGUUGAACAGAUAUCUACUUGACGAGCUGUAUAUGUACGAAGAAAGUCAUGCAGACACACUUCAUUCUGCAGUGAGAGCGGAGGGACUGAGCUUCCUUCAGGAUGACAUGUCCGCCAUAUCUGAUGGAUGCUUCCGUGAGAGUCUGCUGUCGAUACGCCAGGACCUGGGCAGCGCGGUGAGUACUGCCAUGUCGACAUUCUUCGCCAGGCAGUCACAGUCGGCGGUGUCUACUCCCACUGAUCAGUCGGAGCUGUCCCCUUCGGUUGUACAACAAUUCCCGCCAUACAUGUGCCCCCUUGUGCCCAUCCCCAUCCCUGUCUCUCCUAGGACACGAUCAACAAUUGCGACAUCGAGGCCGUCCGCUGUUCAUCUGGUGUGGAUGGAGCACCAUCUGAUCUUCCCCAAUCAAGCACCCAUGCCAACGUUGAUCGCUGCUACACGAGCACGGCCCUCUUCACUGCCGCCACCAAAUGUGUGCGUCUUGAAUGUCCCAAUACCACGCGAGGGUCGACGCCUAAAGUCCGAGUCUUGGCGUGAUAUUGUGGAGCUCUGGGAAACUGGCAUCCCCGAGCAAGGGGUUCUCCCACUGAAGGACUGGCCGAAGGCAUGGUUGACAGGCGCAAACAAGCCCCGCUUUGCAUUGAAGCAUCACCAAUGCAGGGUGAUCGCAGAGGAGUACUUGCGGCGCGCAAGGUUCAGGCGCGAUGAUGCUGCAUUCCUCCAGGCUUACCCCAAAGCCGUGAAAGGACACACGGCGCUGCUCGGUGCCAUCAAUCGUGCUCGUGCAGGGAGGGGCGAGCUUGUCGAGCGAAAGAGCAAGAACGGGAGCCUAUCCCGCCAUCACCGAUGA